AUGCGAUGGCGCGUACCUGCCAGCGAGUCGGAUCUUUUCAGGUCCGUCAGACUCGAGCCCCGCCUCAUCCUGUUCCUGGGCAGCGAGACAGGUGGUCUAUCCGCCGCCGCGGAGGACGCGACCGCCGCCGCCGCUGCGGCGUUUGCCGCCAUCGACCUUUCCGAGUUGCCGGUCUUGGCCAACGACGACGAGUCCGACUUGGAUAUGGUGCGCCGGGUGCCGACGAUCAUCGGGAACACGGCCGUCAGCUUGAUCCGCCUGUUGGACAAGAAUCCUCCGCCGCCGCCCGCCGGCGGGUCCAUGGCCGGAUCGUCGUCAAAACCGCACGGAGAUCGUCGAUCGUAUUUAUAG
Messenger RNA from Macrosiphum euphorbiae (potato aphid), 351 nucleotides. The record is from the annotation of a GenBank genome assembly. Lineage: Eukaryota; Metazoa; Arthropoda; Insecta; Hemiptera; Aphididae.